GGAAAACAGAGCAGAGGGUCCGCGUAUUUACUUGAAAUGAACUCUUUCCUUUUGUAUUUUCUCGAGGAAAUUUGUCUCUCAACGGCUUUAAUUUGAAAUUCUUCCGUCGUUGUCCUUUUACGCGGACUUGGUAUUAAUAGUUGUCGCCCACUCACCAAACCCAAUCUCUCCGAGUUAGGGUUCUCCAACAAUGCUGUUUUGAUUCAAAAUCAUUUCUUUUUCAGAAGGCUGGGGAGUCCAAACUUGACCUUUGUACAUACAAAGAAAACGACUAGAAGAGCUGCUGGAAAAAGAAAUUUUUAGACUGGCUGUACAAGCAUGGCAUCUGGGAAUCCGUUUUAUGAUGAUCUACGUAACAAACCUGAGGUUAUUGAUCCUCCUCAAAGUGAGGAUAUGAUGGAUAUCAGUGAGCCUUCUGUGAAUGAUCCAACUCAAACUGCUCUUAAACCUAAUUUGACCGUGUCUAGUAGUGUUCGUGAACUCUUAGAAUGUCCUGUAUGCUUAAAUGCCAUGUACCCACCAAUUCAUCAGUGUUCAAAUGGGCACACCUUGUGUUCUGGUUGUAAGCCCAGGGUGCACAAUCGAUGCCCCACUUGCAGGCAUGAACUUGGCAACAUUAGAUGUCUUGCACUAGAGAAGGUGGCUGCAUCUCUUGAGCUUCCAUGUAAAUAUCAGAGCUAUGGGUGCAUAGGCAUAUAUCCAUAUUACAGCAAGCUGAAACAUGAAUCCCAGUGUGUCUUUAGGCCAUAUAACUGUCCUUAUGCGGGAUCAGAAUGUACAGUCGUGGGUGAUAUUCCUUAUUUGGUUGCCCAUUUGAAAGAUGAUCACAAAGUUGACAUGCACAGUGGCAGUACUUUUAACCAUCGUUAUGUCAAAGCAAAUCCUCAUGAGGUUGAGAAUGCCACAUGGAUGCUAACGGUUUUCAGUUGCUUUGGUCAGUACUUCUGUCUGCAUUUUGAAGCCUUCCAGCUUGGUGUGGCUCCUGUUUACAUAGCAUUCCUGCGGUUUAUGGGUGAUGAUAAUGAGGCCAAAAACUACAGCUACAGUCUUGAAGUUGGUGGUAAUGGGAGGAAGAUGAUAUGGCAAGGAGUGCCUAGAAGCAUAAGGGACAGCCACAAAAAGGUGCGUGACAGUUUCGAUGGUCUCAUUAUCCAAAGAAACAUGGCUCUAUUCUUCUCAGGUGGUGACCGAAAAGAAUUGAAACUUAGAGUGACUGGAAGAAUUUGGAAAGAGCAGUGAGCAAUGAAAAUUGCUCCUCGCAGCUUCUAAUCACAUUAUAUGCCUAUCGUAGAUGGUAGAUUUUGUCAUUUGUCUGAAGAGUAGGUGAGUCUUGUGGUCAUGUAUAUUUUGAAUUGUAAAAAGCAAACUCUCUUUGCUUGUCACUUCGCUGAAUACAUGACUUCUAUGACUGCAAUUGUAUUAUUUAUACACAAUUGAGGCCCUUUUAAGACCA
This is a messenger RNA of Mangifera indica (mango), 1453 nucleotides long. RefSeq names its product E3 ubiquitin-protein ligase DIS1-like. Bases 319 to 1239 code for a protein of 306 amino acids. Gene Ontology annotation, biological process: ubiquitin-dependent protein catabolic process; multicellular organism development. Gene Ontology annotation, molecular function: ubiquitin protein ligase activity; zinc ion binding; protein binding. Lineage: Eukaryota; Viridiplantae; Streptophyta; Magnoliopsida; Sapindales; Anacardiaceae. Gene Ontology annotation, cellular component: cytoplasm. The transcript is spliced from 5 exons. The record is from RefSeq and is a predicted model, not a curated record.